GGUUCUGAUUGACUCGCUCUCAGAACCAGAACCUCCAUCCUGGAUCCUCUGACUGGGGGAACGUUGAAUAUUUCCCUGGAGAAACAAAAAGCACCUUCCUUACUCCUGGCCCGUUUACCGCCUCCGGUUGCCAUGGCCACGGUUACCGAGGAGCCGGCCGGCAACCGGAGAAAGGAAACCCGAGCAGCAGAACCUCGAAGCCUCCAUCUUUAAUUCAUGGAGUAAAUGUUUAUCAGCAGCUCCGUGUCCGUGUUUCCAGACCCAAUCCGUCCGUCCAGCCGUCUGAAGCCCGUCUGACCCGUCAGGGCUCGGCGCCGGGGGAGGGGCCGCUCUCCGUUCAGACGGACUCUUUGUUCCCAGCAGACCCUCCAGCUGCAGCCGGCUCCGUUCAGGAUCUGGAAAACCGGGAAUUUCUUCAGCAGGACUGACUCUGGACCCUGAAGCCGGCGGUUCUGACCCGGAUCAAGGCCGAGGCCAGAGCCGCAGCCUGGUUUCACUGUUGGAGUGACGGCAGCGGGUCGGAUCAGGUUCUGUCACCCGAGCAACAGACAGUCGGAUCAGGGUUCUGACCGGGGCCAGGAUGUCCGGACGGGUCCGGAGGAGAACCUGAACAUGGCCGCCUGUGGACCGUAGAGCAGCCAGAACCAAUCCGACCAGAGUUCCCAGCAGACGUUCCAGAAGAGUCCGUUGCCAUGGUGAACACGGGGAUGCAGCUGAUCAGCUUCACCUGCGCGGUGACGGGCUGGAUCAUGGCCAUCGCCGUGACGGCGCUGCCGCAGUGGAAGGUGUCGGCGUUCAUCGGGAACAACAUCCUGACGUCAGAGAUGAAGUGGGAGGGAAUCUGGAUGAACUGCGUGUACCAGACCACCGGACACAUGCAGUGCAAGACCUACGACUCCAUGCUGGCGCUGCCGCCCGACAUCCAGGCGGCGCGCGCCCUCAUGUGCCUCGCCAUCUUCAUGGGCUGGCUGUCCUGCACCGUGUCCUGCUGCGGCAUGAAGUGCACCACCUGCGCAGGCGACGACCGCCGCGCCAAGGCCGGCAUCGCGCUGGCCGGCGGCGUCCUCUUCAUCCUGACGGGGCUGUGCGUCCUCAUCCCCGUCUCCUGGACCGCCAACACCGUGGUGCAGGACUUCUACAACCCCAACGUUCCCAUCAUGCACAAGCGGGAGCUGGGCCAGGCCAUCUACCUGGGCUGGGCCGCCGCCGUCAUCCUGAUGAUCAGCGGCGCCGUCCUGAGCAGCACCUGCCCGCUGAUGGAGCGCGGCGGCCGCUACCGCCGAGGGUACAUCGGCAGGAGCUUCGCCAACUCGCCGGAGCCGCCGAAGCCCAUUGCCUCCAACAGCCUGCCGAUGAAGGAGUACGUGUAGCAGGAGGAAGAGGAGGAGGAAGAGCAGGAGGAAGAAGAGCAGGAGGAGGAAGAGCAGGAAGAGGAAGAAGAGCAGGAGGAGGAA
This is a messenger RNA of Poecilia latipinna (sailfin molly), 1454 nucleotides long. RefSeq names its product claudin 35 (gene cldn35). Lineage: Eukaryota; Metazoa; Chordata; Actinopteri; Cyprinodontiformes; Poeciliidae. Gene Ontology annotation, cellular component: bicellular tight junction; membrane. The coding region runs from base 693 to 1370 and encodes 225 amino acids. The record is from RefSeq and is a predicted model, not a curated record. The transcript has 2 exons. Gene Ontology annotation, molecular function: structural molecule activity.